ACUUGGGCCGGGACAUUUCGUAGCAGGCGCAAGCGCACAAUAAACUCCUGAGGCAUCUCGGUCCCCACCAGCACCUUGGCCGUGGCACCCCGUGCGACAACCGGGGGGCUCUAGAGGGACACGCCCGCUGGGCUCGCUGUCCCCGUGAGCAGACACGGGAACGGCAGCGUGCCCCGGGCUCCGUGAGGGCACGGCAGCUCCCGGAGCCGCCCCUCCCGGCGUGCCCCGGCAUGAAGAGAGCAGCAUGCCGGGAGCCGUAGUCCGCGCUGCCCCCGGCCCGGCGCCGCUCGCCGCUCGCAGCCCGUGCCACUGCAUCGUCCGGCCCGCUCCUCCUGUUCUCGGAUGGAGGGCUCCAAGGAGCUGGAAAACAGCCUCCUGACCCAGCCCUGGGCUUCUGUUUGCUUUGGAGAAUCCACUUUUCUUGCCAAAGUGUGCUUCAGGGAUACUGGCUAUAUCCUGCUGAUCUCUGACCUCAGCAGUGUCUGGUACGAGAGUGCGGAUGCCGAGGCUGUAGGACAAAGGUCCAAGGAGCUGAACAAGCGGCUGACCGUUCAUGUGUCCUCCUUCCUGAACCACUUGUGCAACCUGAUGUGCCCCUUGCUGGCAGGACAGCCAGGUGCCACCACCGCCUUCUCCUGCCACCGCUCUCCCAGUGGCCUCAGGCUGCACGUGAAAAGCGAGCUGUCAGGACUGCCCUUCUACUGGGACUUCCACUGCUGCCCUGCUCCCUUGGAGAUGGUGUUCCGUCACCUCGUGCGGCCCCUGAUUCAGAUGAACCUGGCGCUGCAGUGCCAGGUACAAGAGCUGAUUUCCCUGCUGCUCCAGAAGGAUGCUGAGAUUGAAGAUUACAGGGAGAGCGGGGCCACUCUCAGCAGAGACCGCCUGCAGACAGAGACCUUCCAGGAGGAGACGUUUCAGCAGAACUUCAUGACUGAGACCCUGCCCGGGAUCUGCGGCGCAGGAGAAGGGCAGGCGUUUGCCUCUGCUCUGCAGCAGCUCUACACUGCAGUGACACAGCAGGAGGCCAAGCAGGCUCGGAAACGGCAUUGCCCUGAGGGCGACGUGGAUACAGCAUCCACUGCAGAAACCACAGAGCAUCCCCAUCCACCUGCUCCAUCCCAGGAGGAUGAAAGGACAUCUUCCAGCGAGAGAACCUCGCCAGCCUCCUCCCCAGCUCAGAAGCCCCGGCUGCCUGCAGCCAAGGCCAAGCCAAAGAAGGCAAAAGGGCUCUUCAGCUGAAAGAGUGCUGCCAACCCUGCUGAGGUCUCUGCUUCCCCCAGCAUCCAAGAGAGGGAGUGCAGAGCACCAUGCAUCAUCUGCAUCUUCUCUGCAUUUCCUGGUGGACCCUGCCCAGGUCAUGGUCCCCUCCCAAGAUGUCUCCAGUUGGGGAGAUGGAGCUCCUUUCUUCAAUAGUGUUUCAGGAAACAGCUUUUCUAACUCUUUCCUGGUGCAGAGUUUGCCCAGGAUUCCUCUCAUGGCAGAGCCAGUGCUGGACCUGGGAGAAGUGGGAGGGAUGCUGCCAGUGGGUGUGGGACAGCUAGGGCUCUGGCAGAGCUGUGGGGUUUGGCUGCUCUUGAGUAGAUUUUCAAUAAAUGGCUGUGUCUGGGUGAGA
Molecule: messenger RNA, 1612 nt
Organism: Oenanthe melanoleuca
Lineage: Eukaryota; Metazoa; Chordata; Aves; Passeriformes; Muscicapidae
Gene: NHEJ1
Product: non-homologous end joining factor 1
Exons: 8
Coding region: 343-1239 (298 amino acids)
Biological process (GO): double-strand break repair via nonhomologous end joining
Cellular component (GO): DNA ligase IV complex; nucleus
Molecular function (GO): DNA end binding
Source: RefSeq, a predicted model, not a curated record